AAAUGAACUUCCCCGCAUAAUCACACAUAUAAUCAAGCUGGAGUGAUUCUCUCUCUUUCGCAAUUGUAUAACUUGUAUCCAAUCCUUCCACUGUCCACAAUUGCCAUACAAUGUGGUGAGGACGGAGCUUUCCUGCUGCCCGAAGUGGCUCCACAUUUCACGCCAUGGCUUGCAGACUUGCAGACACCAGCUCUCUUCUCAUGAGGCAGAGCGCCCUACAAAGGCCAAAUCAAAACCUUAAAGUUACAACAUUUAAAACAUCAGGGAAAUGUUAUUUAAAGUGGGGGAGUUUACCUAUAAGGAAAAUCACAUAUCAGAGAUGCUGCAAGUUCAUCAUAAAAGCUGUGGCAGCAUCAGUUCCUCUUGCUGCUGAAGAUUCACCUAAGGAUACAGAGAAUGUAGAUUACAGAAAACAAUUAGCUGAGAAUUAUGGUUUUAGGCAAAUUGGAGAAUCACUUCCCGAAAAUGUCACCUUGAAAGACAUUAUCACCAGCCUCCCCAAAAAGGUGUUUGAGAUAGAUGAUGGUAAAGCAUGGAAAUCUGUAUUGAUUUCUGUCACUUCCUAUGCUUUGGGAAUAUUGAUGAUAUCGAAAUCUCCUUGGUAUUUGCUUCCGUUAGCUUGGGCAUGGACAGGAACUGCCAUAACAGGGUUCUUUGUAAUAGGACAUGACUGCGCCCACAAAUCAUUUUCGAAAAACAAACUAGUGGAAGACAUUGUGGGUACUCUGGCGUUUCUGCCUCUGAUAUAUCCUUAUGAGCCUUGGCGUUUUAAGCAUGAUCAACAUCAUGCAAAGACAAACAUGCUAAAUGAAGAUACAGCAUGGCAUCCAGUUUGGGAAGAGAAAAUACGCAAGUCAAUAAUAUACGGUUAUGGUCCAUUUCGGCCUUUGUUGUCCAUUGGUCAUUGGUUGAUUUGGCAUUUCGAUACAAAGAAGUUCAGACAAAAUGAAGUAAAAAGGGUGCAGAUUAGCUUGGCUUGUGUUUUCGCAUUUAUGGCUAUUGGGUGGCCACUGAUUAUCUCCAAGGUCGGAUUUAUUGGAUGGAUCAAGUUCUGGUUAAUGCCAUGGCUGGGUUAUCACUUUUGGAUGAGCACUUUCACAAUGGUCCACCACACUGCUCCACAUAUACCAUUUAAGUUUCAAGACGAGUGGAAUGCAGCUCAAGCGCAGCUCAAUGGGACUGUGCAUUGCGACUACCCUACUUGGAUAGAGAUCCUUUGCCAUGAUAUCAAUGUUCAUAUCCCUCACCAUAUUUCUUCAAGGAUACCAAGUUACAAUUUAAGGGCAGCUCAUCGGUCUCUUAGAGAGAACUGGGGAAAGUAUCUAAACGAGGCUAGUUGGAAUUGGCGACUGAUGAAGACAAUUAUGACAGUUUGUCAUGUUUACAAUAAGGAUCGUAAUUAUGUUCCUUUUGAUGAACUUGUUCCUGAGGAAUCUUACCCAAUAACAUUCUUGAAGAAGGCAAUGCCUGAUUAUUCUUGAUCGCAGAAAGAUAUCUUUUGGAGAGCUGUAUCUUUUUAACACUAUAUGCUGCUGACUGGCAUUCUUUUGACUCAUGUAACAAAAUUGCAUUAUUUAAUGAUUCUAUUGGUUACUGAUUUUACUAUUAAAAGAUGUUUCUUUUUGCUGUGAA
Impatiens glandulifera is the source of this 1632-nucleotide messenger RNA. Its product is annotated as omega-6 fatty acid desaturase, chloroplastic-like. NCBI's taxonomy places the organism in Eukaryota, Viridiplantae, Streptophyta, Magnoliopsida, Ericales, Balsaminaceae. The transcript has 10 exons. Gene Ontology annotation, biological process: lipid metabolic process. Bases 165 to 1481 code for a protein of 438 amino acids. Gene Ontology annotation, molecular function: oxidoreductase activity. The record is from RefSeq and is a predicted model, not a curated record.